AUGGCCUGUUCCCAUGUCAGAUUGAACAAGGUCGAGCUCAGCUGGUCUGGGAAGCUGGGCCAUCCUAAGCUGACCUGUGCUCAGGGUGGAAAUAACGCAGGCCAUACUGUUGUUGUUGAUGGGAAAGAAUAUGAUUUCCAUCUAUUUCCUAGUGGCAUAAUUAACCCAAAGGCAAUUUCUUUUAUUGGUAAUGGAGUGGUUAUACAUUUACCAGGCUUGUUUGAAGAAGCUGAAAAGAAUGAAAAGAAAGGUUUAAAAGAUUGGGAGAAAAGACUUAUUAUAUCAGAUAGAGCACAUAUAGUGUUUGACUUUCACCAGGCAGUAGAUGGGCUCCAGGAAGUACAACGUCAAGCACAAGAAGGAAAAAAUAUUGGCACAACAAAGAAAGGGAUUGGACCAACAUAUUCUUCCAAAGCUGCACGAACAGGUCUUCGAAUUUGUGACCUCCUUUCUGACUUUGAUGAAUUUUCUUCAAGAUUCAAAAAUCUGGCACAGCAGUACAAGUCAAUGUUUCCCACAUUAGAAGUAGAUAUAGAAGGGCAACUGAAAAAGCUAAAGGGGUAUGCUGAAAAAAUAAGACCCAUGGUUCGCGAUGGUGUCUAUUUUAUGUAUGAAGCUCUUCAUGGCUCCCCAAAGAAAAUUCUUGUUGAAGGAGCCAAUGCAGCAUUACUUGAUAUUGACUUUGGCACGUAUCCUUUCGUGACUUCAUCAAACUGCACCGUAGGUGGUGUAUGCACUGGACUUGGUGUUCCUCCCCAGCAUAUUGGUGACGUAUAUGGCGUGGUGAAGGCAUAUACUACUAGGGUGGGAAUUGGAGCCUUCCCCACUGAACAGAUUAAUGAAAUUGGAGACCUUUUACAGUCCCGUGGCCAUGAGUGGGGGGUAACCACAGGCAGAAAAAGACGCUGUGGCUGGUUAGAUCUUGUCAUUUUGAAAUAUGCUCAUAUGAUCAACGGAUUCACUGCUUUGGCAUUAACAAAACUGGAUAUUCUUGAUGUCCUUGAUGAGAUUAAAAUUGGCGUUGCUUACAAAUUGGGUGGAAAAAGAAUUCCAUAUUUUCCAGCUAAUCAGGAAAUACUACAGAAGGUGGAAGUAGAGUAUGAAACAAUGCCUGGGUGGAAGACUGACACAACUGGUGCACGAAAAUGGGAGGACCUCCCACCCAAGGCCCAGAAUUAUAUCCGAUGUGUGGAAAACCAUGUUGGAGUGCCAGUUAAAUGGGUCGGAGUUGGAAAAUCAAGAGAGUCAAUGAUCCAGCUAUUUUAAACAAACGAAGAACUUCAGUGAUGAGGAGCACAAUUUAGUGUUCAUCUGUUCCUUACUACUUCCUCUUUAAAUGGAGAUGCUAUUUAAAACCAACCUGUUCUUCUAGGAAUUGAAUAGAAACCAAACAUAUAUUCUGUAUUGUAACAUUUUAUUUAUCUUGAAGCUCUCAGUAAAUUCAGUGUAAUAUCU
Struthio camelus australis is the source of this 1455-nucleotide messenger RNA. The record is from RefSeq and is a predicted model, not a curated record. Lineage: Eukaryota; Metazoa; Chordata; Aves; Struthioniformes; Struthionidae.